CUCAAGCAACGGCUCCUCCAAGAAAAAUGCGAAAGAUGGCGUUGGUCGUAAACCGAUGUCUGUCAGCAUCUCUUCUUCCAAAUGCGAUUGGCCGGCUGGUAGUGAUGCUUGUGACAUGGAAAGUGUGUGCGGAGGGACAAUGGCGGAUGGAGACGGCAGUAGCAGUGACCAAGACGACAACGAGAGCGAUGCUGUUGAGCUUUUUGAAUCUGAACCUGUCGUGAAACCUCUUUCAAAGGUCGAGGAAGUGACCUUUACAAAAGCUAUGCAGCACAUUGAAGGAACCGGACUGAUGCUCCCCAGAAUGGAAAGGAGCCGCAGACGCGUAAGGUUCUGUUUUUGGCUGUCCAAUCCCGAGGUUGUGCGGACCAAGUACUCAACUUCAUCAUUCAACAAGCGCUGUACAGGUGAUGUCUGUAAGGGGGAUGUCGUUCUUUUCCAGCAGAAAGUUUAUGAAGGGUUCAAGAAGUGUGUUGGUAUGCGAACUGUGGCAGGCCGGGUUUUGAAAGAGAGCUAUGGUGCAUCAAAGCAGCAGCAUACUUUCACUGUGGAGGUACUGUGGUGCACAACGUCUGUAAAGGGCAAAGAGUUGUCUUGCAUGCGGCAGUUGAUAAUCAAGGGGCGGAAUUUGUAUAGAAUGAAGACUUUCCGGCAGACGUGGGAGAAUGAGCAAGAGAGGCAGAAGUUCCUUGACGAGAAGCAUGCGAGAGGGGACAAGGCACGUGCAGUUCGCCAGGCCGUGAAGACAGGUCAUCUACGAGUCAGUGAUGCGGCAAAAGUCAUGAAGGCCUCCCAAGCAACAAGUGCAAGUGAAGUGAAGGACAAGGAGAACAUCCCAGGAAGGUCAGAAGCAUCAUCUUUGGUUUCAGAUAACCUCCUUGCCAGGGGAGACAAGCACCACGCUCCUCAGAAAGGAGGAAAACCACCCAGAAAUCUCGAGGUGCCACCAGCACAAGGGCUCCAACCAAAUCCUGAUGCCUCGCGACCUCUUGCUCCCUCACGGCUAGUUGCUGCCCAAGUGCCACGCCCAUUGUAUCAACAGCAACAGCAACAGCAACAGCAACAGCACCAGCAACAGCACCAGCACCAGCACCAGCAGCAACAGCAACAGCAACAGCAACAGCAACAGCAACAUCAAGUGCUGCAAGCGCAAGCACUCCUACAAAACCCUGAUACCUCACGGGCUAAUGCCACCUCACGGCCAGUUGCUGGCCGGAUGGCAUUCACAUCUCAUAAACCGCAACAGCACCAGCACCUGCAACAACACCAGCAACAGCACCUGCACCUGCACCAGCACCAGCACCAGCACCAACACCAGCACCAGCAAGCGCCAAUACAAAUUCAAGCACCACAGCCGACACAAAUGCGGCAGCAAACUCUCCAGGAACCACUUCAGCGACAGCAGCAACAGUGGCAACCAGUUAAUGUGCAGAGCCAGUGGCAGCAGCACACUCAGCAGAAUGGUGGACCGGUGCUUCGUGGUCCUUUGUACAAUGCAGCAAACGUCAGUGUGUUCAACCACAUUGGUGCAGUGGAUCAGGUCCAGUCGCAUGGUAAUUACGAUGGCCGAUGGCAGAUGUACACAGGUGCGGGCGGAUAUUACCCUCAGGGAGGAUUGUACGUUGAAAGCCAGAUGAAGUAUGGAGGCUAUACUGCUUUCCCAGGUCAGUUGAGAUGAUCAGCCAGAUGUUGUUCAUUCUCCAGCUUGGGCGCUCUGCCUUUCCUCAAUUGCUCUCCUGUCUUCCUCUCUCUGUGUCUGUGUCCCUCCCUUCCCCUCAUUCUGUCACACACCUCACUCUCAGGCAACCACACAUCAAGAAACUCCUCCUUGUCCUCCCUUAAACCACAAGUACAUGGCCAAUGCAAGCUUGGAAAUCCAAAUUGGCUCAUUCCGACCGAAAUGGCUUGCAGCGCAAGCCAAAAGGAAAGAAAAAGCGCUGGGCUGGUGUUUCGCCAGAGCUUGGUGCGCAGGGAGAAUCUGCCUCGGCAAAUUGGCUUGGAUGUGCUGGUGGUUCAACUUCCCACUUCUGUUCAUUUGUAAUUCUAUCUAUCGAUCGAUCUAUCGAUCCAUCUCCAUCUAUCUAUCGAUCUAUAUCAAUCAAUCUAUCUAUCGAUCUAUCUAUCGAUCCAUCCGUUCAUUUAUGUUCUGAACAAUCUAUCUGUAAAUCGAUUGACUUUAUAUAUUGAUUUAUGAUUUAUCUGAUCUCCAUUUUUUUUUUUUUUCUCUCUUGACAUUUCUUCAUUAAAACAGAUCCUUAUGGUCCUGGUGCCUUGUCCAUUCUGGGAAGUGCAAGUCCGGUUCAUUUUUGUACCGCAAGUUCGAUAAGAAAUGCAUAGCAUGACCCUCUCUACUCGUUCUUCCAUCUAGGCCAAAGGAACUCUCAACAGCACUGAAUGCUCCCUGGGGGGAGGAUCGACUGUCCGAUAACUUGCGGCCGUAACCUUUUUUUCUUUCUAUGGUUCCACUCCGUCUUAGUGCCGCUUGGGACUGUCGUGUUGUUGGGAGUAACCAAGAGCUACAGAAGGGCUUGGCUAUGGCUACUUAGUAGUGGAAUGACUGUUGGUCGAAGGCAAAGUCUGGCUCCUCCCUCCGAGUUUCCGUUGGCUUGACGUUGUAUGCCGUCUGGCCUCCAGGUUGUCCGACUGUCGUAUUGCCUGCAAGGAGGGAAGUCCACACCUCCAGCACAACUUAGUGUGUAAUCAACAUUCACGCCAUCU
Chara braunii is the source of this 2718-nucleotide messenger RNA. The record is from the annotation of a GenBank genome assembly. NCBI's taxonomy places the organism in Eukaryota, Viridiplantae, Streptophyta, Charophyceae, Charales, Characeae.